Cryptococcus wingfieldii CBS 7118 is the source of this 897-nucleotide messenger RNA. RefSeq names its product RNA binding protein. Gene Ontology annotation, cellular component: nucleus; ribonucleoprotein complex; cytoplasm. Lineage: Eukaryota; Fungi; Basidiomycota; Tremellomycetes; Tremellales; Cryptococcaceae. The record is from RefSeq and is a predicted model, not a curated record. The coding region runs from base 1 to 897 and encodes 298 amino acids. The transcript has 5 exons. Gene Ontology annotation, molecular function: mRNA binding.
AUGGCCGAAGUAGCCCCCCCACCCGUCGCCGUCCCGGAAUCAACAGACAUCAACAUGUCCGACGCCAACCCUCCUGCCGAAAGCGCCGAAGCGUCCACCGCCGAGGGCGAACAAGUCAAGCAAGAAGGCGAUGCGAAGCAAGAAGGGAAAGAGCAAGAAGAGGAAGAGGAAGAAGAUCCAAACAAGAUCCCAGACGAUGCCUGUCCAACGCUGUACUUGCAGAACCUGAAUGAAAAAGUCCGGAUACAAGUGAUGAAGGAGACACUGUCGAAUCUGUUCAAACCAUACAGACCUCUAGGCCCUGUGACGGCACACAGAAACGUGAGGAUGAGGGGCCAAGCGUUUGUGUCGUUUCCGGAUAAAGAGACUGCCAACCAGGCGAGGCGGGAUGUGCACGAGUUUCCUCUAUACGGCAAGCCUAUUCAAAUAAAAUUCGCGAGGACGUUGGCGGAUGCGGUGGUCAAGAAGACGGGGGACGAAAAGGCGUUUGAAGAACAUACCAAGAAGAGAUUAGAAGACAAGAAGCUGAAACGCAAAAACAACCCCCUCCGCCAAAAAGCCCAAUCCAAACUCAAAUCCACCGACCCCGACUCUUCCGCCCCCUCCAACCCCUCCGCCGCCAAAAAACAACGCAUCGCCCAGAUGCCCGACGAAUACCUGCCCCCGAACUCUGUCUUGUUUGUCCAGAAUCUGCCGGAUGGGACGACGGCGGAUGAUUUGAGGGAGGUGUUUGAGGUGCAUCCUGGACUGGUGGAGAUUAGGACGAUUGCGGCGAAGAAGGAUAUUGCGUUUGUAGAGUUUGGGGAUGAAGACUCUGCCACGGUGGCGAAGGAUGCUUUGCAUAAUUUCAAGAUUGAUGGAGAGACCAAGAUGAAGGUCACGUAUGCGAGAAAGUGA